Nematolebias whitei (Rio pearlfish) is the source of this 1089-nucleotide messenger RNA. RefSeq names its product src kinase associated phosphoprotein 1 (gene skap1). Gene Ontology annotation, cellular component: cytoplasm; plasma membrane. The coding region runs from base 25 to 1089 and encodes 354 amino acids. The record is from RefSeq and is a predicted model, not a curated record. Gene Ontology annotation, molecular function: protein binding. Lineage: Eukaryota; Metazoa; Chordata; Actinopteri; Cyprinodontiformes; Rivulidae. The transcript is spliced from 12 exons.
GUGUGGAGCAGAUGAAAACCAGUGAUGGGUACAGUCCCGAUUGACAUCAGGAGACUCUUAAUUGAUUGUGAGUAUUUUGUGGCUGAGAUUCUUCACGAUGAGAACCUAAGUGAAAGCACGGAAGAGACGCGGAACGUCCUACUGAAUAACUUUGAGGUCGUUAAAGAGAGAUUUCCUCAGGAAUUCUCCUUACGGGUGGAAGAAGACGUUUCUGAUGACAACCGUAGCUCCAGUUUGGGUCGCUCUGCUCCGUCAGAUGACGCCUCAGACUACCAGGAUGAAGUCUCCGAGUAUUUUGACGACAUCCCCUCAGUGGGAGCCCAGGAUCUCGUCAACAUCCUGAAGCAAGGCUACUUGGAAAAGAAACGAAAAGAUCACAGCUUCUUCGGCUCAGAGUGGCAAAAGCGUUGGUGUGUCCUGAACAACACAGUGUUUUACUACUUUGGGAGUGAAAAAGAUAAGCAGCAGAAAGGCUCGUUUCAUAUCGGUGAAUACGGCGUGCAGCUGGUGAGCAACCUGAGGAAAGACUCCAAGAAACGCGCCUGCUUUGAGUUCACCGCUCCCGGGCGACGCACCUUCCAGUUCACAGCCAGCAGCCCUCAAGAGGCCCGAGAAUGGGUGGACCAAAUUAAUUUUGUUCUCAGAGAUCUCAGCUCCAACUUCAUCCCCGUUGACGAUGAGGAGGAUGAGGAAACCUACGAUGACAUUGAAGGGUUGGUCACCUCUACCCUGCCAAUGUUGCCCAAGGCCUCCCAGAUCAGUAGGGGAGGAGGAGGAGGACAUGAGGCACUGGAGGCUGAAGAAGAUGGGGAUGAUAUCUACGAGGAGCUGCCAGACGAGGAGCGUUCAGAACAAGCGGAUGACGGUGUCGCGGACAACAAGCCAGCCUUCUCGUCAGAAUAUGCCAACUACUACCAGGGUUUAUGGGACUGCCAGGCUGAUGAGCCAGACGAGCUGGACUUUAAGAGGGGAGAUCUCGUCUACAUCAUUAGCAAGGAGUACAACAUUCACGGCUGGUGGGUCGGCGAACUGGAAGGCAGCAUCGGGAUCGUCCCCAAAGACUUCCUGCAACCCGCCUACAUCCUCUGA